Molecule: messenger RNA, 414 nt
Organism: Symbiodinium natans
Lineage: Eukaryota; Dinophyceae; Suessiales; Symbiodiniaceae
Source: the annotation of a GenBank genome assembly
AUGGGCGCCGAGGCAGAUCAGGGGGCGCUGCACCUGGCUUUGGCACUCAACGAGCUCUGCGGGCCCGGCGAGCUCAGAGCAGUCAACAGAGUGGAAGCGUGCGCACAUAAGGCAGAGUCCACAAGCACGGCGGCCAGGCCCAGGGAGAGAGAAAGUAGGAGGGCCUCUUUACGUUGCGUGGCUGCACUUAAAGCCUCAAGGGGACAUGCAGCGGAUGCGCCCCUGGGCUGUCCGACAAGAAUCACACGAGAUCGCGCGAGGAUGGUGAGCACGGACCCGGCGCCCCUGGCUCUGCUCUCCUUGGCCUUUUGGGCAAUUUGGGUGCUUUGGGUGCCUUGGAUGCAAUGGGCCCCCUGCGCCUUCACCUCGACCUCAAGGCCUUGCGCAGCUGUCACUUAUGUGCUGUUCAUCUAA